UAAGGUGUUCUGUUUAGUUGCUAGAGUCUUGCAGGGGUUUUCUGUGUUGCUAGAGAGUUCUGUAUGUUUGCUAGGUUGUUGCUAAGGUGUGUUGAGUGGUUGCUAGGGUGUUCUGUGUGGUUGCUAGAGACUUGCUGGGGUUUUCUGUGUUGCUAGAGUGUUCUGUGUUGUUGCUAGGGUGUUGCUAAGGUGUUCUGUGUGGUUGCUAUAGUCUUGCUGGGGUUUUCUGUGCUGCUAGAAUGUUUUGUGUGGUUGCUAGGGUGUUGCUUAGGUGUGUUGAGUGGUUGCUAGGGUGUUCUGUGUGGUUGCUAGAGACUUGCUGGGGUUUUCUGUGUUGAUAGAGUGUUCUGUGUUGUUGCUAGGGUGUUGCUAAGGUGUUCUGUGAGGUCGCUAGAGUCUUGCUGGGGUUUUCUGUGCUGCUAGAAUGUUUUGUGUGGUUGCUAGGGUGUUGCUUAGGUGUGUUGUGAGGUCGCUAGAGUCUUGCUGCGGUUUUCUGUGUUGCUACAGUGUUCUGUGUUGUUGCUAGGGUGUUGCUAAGGUGUUCUGUGUGGUUGCUAGAGUCUUGCUGGCGUUUUCUGUGCUGCUAGAAUGUUUUGUGUGGUUGCUAGGGUGUUGCUUAGGUGUGUUGUGUGGUCGCUCGAGUGUUGCUGAGGUUUUCUGUGUUGCUAGAGAGUUCUGUGUGGUUUCUAGGGUGUUGCUAAGGUGUGUUGUUGAGUGGUUGCUAAGGUAUUGCUAACGUGUGUUCUGUGGUCGCUAAAGUGUUGCUGGGGUUGCUGUGUUGCUAGAGUGUUCUGUGUUGUGAAACAAAAAUCGGGAGCUUAUGUUCUGUGUUGUUGCUAAGGUGUUCUAUGUGGUCGCUAGAGUGUUGCUAGUGUGUUCUGUGCUGCUGGGGUGUUCUGUGUGGCUAAGGUGUUGAUAAGGUGUUCUGCAUGGUUGCUAGGGUGUUCUGUUUGGUUAUGCUGUCGCUAGAUGCUAAGGUGCUCUGUGUGGUCGCUAGAGUGUUGCCGGGGUGUUCUAUGAGCCUAGGUUGUUGCUAGGGUGUUCUAUGUGGUUGCUGAGGUGUUCUGUGUGGCUGGGGUGUUGCUAGGGUGUUCUGUGUGGUCGCUAAGUUAUUGCUAAGGUGUUCUGUGUGGUCGCUAGCGUGUUGCUGGGGUGUUCUGUGUGGCUAGGCUGUUGCUAGUGGGUUCUCUUUAGCUAUGGUGUUGCUAAGGUGUUCUGUGUAGUUGCUAGGGUGUUGCUAAGGUGUUCUAUCUGAACAGGUGAAAAUGUUGCAUCUGAUCACUUAGUAAAGUAGCAACAAACUCUCCUCAGCAACACACAAGACGUACAUGUGCAGACGAGAUUUACAGACGCACACGAACGCCAGACAUCAUCACAUGCCUGACAGCUUCAAUACAUCACACACAACUAACAAGGGAGGAUCACUGUUGUCCGAGUCCACCCCUCUGAUGACCGUUCCAGGAAAAAGAAAAGGAUGGAAGUCCCGCCAAGAGAGAAGUCAAUACAGAGAUGGAGCCAAGAAACACCUUCAGCAGAUUCUAGCCGUGGGACGGCACACAUAAUUUAAUACUCGGGAAGCUCAGAAAGUUUAAGAACAAUUAGAUGUAUGGAUUGGGAGGAACCUGAUCGCAGUUAAUCAGCCAGAUCUCAUCAAAGCACAGAGGGGAAGAUAAAAGAUAAGAGGAGAUCAGCUAUCAGUGUGUUAUCUUCAGUCCCGUUGUCCUUUCCUCCUUAAGUAGCUUUACACGUUACACACUGUGAACUUUACCCUUUAAAACCUGCGGCUGAACUUUUACUCCGUCUCUUCUGCUGCUGUCGUACUAACAAUCAGUGUGUGUUUUCAGGACAGUUAGAGUGGAAUGAAUGAUUGCUCAAAUCACGUGUGUUGUUGAGGAGUGUGUGACGCUGCAUUUCACCUGCUGGACCAGAAAACAGGAAAGCAGUGAAUCGAGACACAAGCUUCAGUGUAAACGCGAAGAUCUGCUCUUCAUCGGUGUUUGUGACAGACGCGACGCCAUGGGCCGCUGCUCAACACGUGUCGCGCUUCUGGCGCUCCUCAUUGGUCAGAUUCUCGCAGGGCCAGGCACGAGCAGCUCACACACCUGUCAGGAUCAGAAGGCUCUUCACGAGCGCAUGGACGGUGUCGAGGAGCGUCUGGAGUCCGGCGUUCAGAAGCUGCAGGCGGAGCUGGAUCUGCUGAUGGAGGAGCUGGAGGCCCGUGAGUGGAGCCCCCUGCUGGACGGGGCGCGUAUCGACCUGCUGGACGAGCCGCCCAACCCCCCCACAUAGCAACAUUGUUUCGGCCCAGAUCCGGCCCACAUCUGGCACUUGUGGGAUGCGGAUCUGCAGCAUGGGUGGCCCACUCCUGUUUGCCAGAUCUGGGCCACAAGCAGCCCAUAGCAAUACGACAUGGUUCUACAGAAGUUUUUAUUGAGAAUUAACAGAGGUUUAACUCUGUGUUUCAUUUGAAGUCACCAUAACAUCAGAACCUCUGAAGGAGAAAAUCGUAAUUGGUUGCCAUUAUGGAGAUCAGUGUUUGCUUUAGUUGGGCUCUUGAGCCUUUAGUCGUUUAUUUUCGAACUUGUUCGGCUAUUGCACUUCUGUUAUAACAGCCAAAUGAACAAAGAGAAAAGUGCCCGCUGUUUAACAUUGUCAUUAUUUCACAAUCUUUUGACCUCAGUAGAGCCCAAUUUCUGAGUUAAAUUAACUUUAUUGUUUAUUGUUACAACACUGUCAUUUGACAACCCAAAAAAUAAAUCUGUCAUUUCACUGUCAUUGAAAACCAGAAUAUUCUAAACUUUUACAACGUAAUCGAAAUAAUUUCUUGAAACUUAAUUUUAAAAAGGCAUCAAGAAUCAGCCUGUGAAUCUCAAUAAUGGUGACAAUUAUAAAGCAUUUUGCAGUGCAAUAGAAUCACAAAGCCGUUGCUAACAAGUUAAACCUAAUCAUCUAAAUAAGUUGAAUUUUUCAGAUCACAGCAUGAUUAUGUCAAAACAUAACCAACACUAUCAGAUCACAGUUUUCUUUGUUCCUUUGACUGUU
This is a messenger RNA of Pimephales promelas (fathead minnow), 3042 nucleotides long. NCBI's taxonomy places the organism in Eukaryota, Metazoa, Chordata, Actinopteri, Cypriniformes, Leuciscidae. The record is from RefSeq and is a predicted model, not a curated record.